ACCAUUUUGCCAAAAGAAAAGAAAAGAAAAACUCCGUGGGACCAUGACAACAAAAUCUUGAUGAAUCAGUCCCUAGAAACAAAAUAUCAAAACUGAUCAAUCUCUUUCUUUCUGCGACAUUUCAUCGAACACAUCAUGUCAUACAGCUCUGGCCCUCUUCAAAUUGCACAAGAACCGGAUGAUCAAUACACAAUCUCUCUCGAUUACAACUACAAUCUCCCCAAUUAUAACGAUUCAGAUGAUGAUUCUGAUAAUUUAUCAUCAGAUAUGAAUUUUGUCACGAAUUUGUUUGAAAAUCGGUUGGAUUCUGUCCAGAAUGAGGCUGAAUUUGAUCAAGAUCCAAUUUUUAUGGGUGGGGAUGAGAAUCUUGAUUUUAGGGUUUACGGGUCGGGUCCGGAUGAGGAGGAUGAGCUCGGGAUUGAAUUGGGGAGGUUGGGGGAUGGUUUGAGUGGGCUCAGGGUUGUUGAUAUUGAUUCGGAGUCGGAUGUCGAGGAGGUGGAGGAAGUUGAGGGGUUUGAUGGUGGGGUCUGUUUGUCAGGUGAUCAGGAUGGUAUUAGGUUUGAUGAUGAUGGUGAGAUUGGGUGGGAUGAAAUGGGUGGUGAUAGACAAGGGUUUAGUUCAGAGGUUCGAGUCAAUUCGGAUGGUUCUUGGGAGGAAGAUGAUUCGGUUGAAAUUGAGGAUGAGAAUUUUAGGGAUUUGGAGUGGGAGAUUCUUCUGGCUGCUAAUAAUUUCAGUGGAGAAUUUGAGGUUGGGAAUGAGGAUGGUGUUUUGUAUGUGACGGUUCAAGACGAGUAUUUAUAUGCGCAGACCGAGAGUGCUGUGAAGGGUAGUCCUCCUGCUGCAAAGUCUGUUGUAGAGAAUCUUGUGUCGGUUGUUUUGACGAGGGAUUAUGUGAAGGAGAACAAUGUUGUUUGUGCUGUUUGUAAGGAUGAGAUUGGUGUUGAGGAGAGAGCGACAAGACUUCCUUGUAGUCAUCAUUACCAUGGAGACUGUAUUGUUCCUUGGUUGAAUUUGCGUAAUACAUGUCCUGUUUGUCGCUCUGAGUUGCCUACGGAUGAUGCCGAUUAUGAGCGGAGAAAGGAAAGAAGGGAUGAUCUAGGCUGGUUAGAUAAUUUGAAUGAUGAUUUGAAUGUUAGGAGGAAAAGAAGUAAAGGCCUGGGUUAUGCAGCACCCACACAAACAUAAUUACAACAUUGAGUAUAAGACCUCGGCAGAUUAAAAGUCGCAAAUUCGCGUAGUUACUACAAGUGU
Daucus carota subsp. sativus is the source of this 1251-nucleotide messenger RNA. RefSeq lists its product as uncharacterized. Gene Ontology annotation, molecular function: ubiquitin protein ligase activity. Gene Ontology annotation, cellular component: cytoplasm. The transcript has 2 exons. The coding region runs from base 136 to 1185 and encodes 349 amino acids. NCBI's taxonomy places the organism in Eukaryota, Viridiplantae, Streptophyta, Magnoliopsida, Apiales, Apiaceae. The record is from RefSeq and is a predicted model, not a curated record. Gene Ontology annotation, biological process: protein ubiquitination.